UAAAAUUAGAGUCUAGAUCUUAAGUUGUUGCAUGUAACUUUUGCUACCCCAUCUAAACUGGAAACGGGCUGGGCUGCCAGCCCCCGCCCAGCUUCUCUUGAGUCCACGGAUAAAGACACAGACACACGUUGUUCGUUUUCAGCUUGCCAUCUUGGCACAAUUGCUGGGCAUCAUUAAAGAGGCCAUCGUGCCCUUAUCAAUGCUCCCAGCUCCGCACCUCCCACCUGCCAUAAACUUGAGUUGUUCAGUUACAUCUGGUCCCAGCUAGACGCCCCACAAGACUGCCCACCUGUAGGAGGGACCUGUGUGGCCACCGUUUCAAGAUCUCACACGACUGGCCAACUUUUCUCCCUCAGAAGCCAAACUCUCUCCUUCCUUGCAUCUCUCUGCUCGCCUCCAGGGCCCAGAAGUCCCGCCUUUUUCCUCUACUCAACCAUUGGCCCAUGGCUUCUUUACUGACAGAUCAAGAACUAAUUGGUGAACAGGACCUUAGCAUCAGAACCGCCCUACAUUAUGUGACAGACUUUUUCUGAGGAAACAUCUACUCACCCCAGAAUGGGGUGGUCCAAUAAGUUUUUCUUGUUACUAACAAGAGCAUGAGUGAGAGGUCACAGGAGCGCAAGACUGAGAGGCUGCUGAAAGCCUCCCCCUCCCCCACAACUCAGACAGCCCUACAGGUCUGAGAUUCUCCUGAGCACUUGGCUGGUCAGUCUCCAUCUCCGAGAGCUACUUACUUUUUCUGUAAAGCUCUGAAGGGUCCUUUAGAAUCUUGCAAGUUUCCACUUUGCCUCCCCAUCCCUCCUGAAGAGAAUGUUUCCAUUCGAGCAAACCUUUUCCCGACAGAUCUUUUGGUAGUCCAUUUGUGAGGGUGCUGGCUCCAUCAGAUCGGCACACUUCCCCUUUCCCAUCUGCGUGCCCGACUCAGGAGCGGGUGGGGCUUGGCUCUAGCAGAAGGAAGGACUCUAGAGGACCUUUCUGUGUGAGGAAGCUGCGGUGUCUGGUCAGCUGGAGCUGAAGAAUCAGCCAUGAUUAACGAGACAAAAACCACUAACGGAGAACCUUUGUUUACUGGGGCAUUUGAUGCUGGUCAGCUGGAGCUGAGCAAUUGGAGAGGAUUAGGAAGAGACCAGCCUCCAGCCUCGCUGAGUGACCGCAGGUUAAGCUCUGGAAUGUGCUCGGAAUGAUGGAUGACAAGGAUCUAGAAGCUGAAAUACAUCCCUUGAAGAAUGAGGACAAAAAGUCACAGGAAAACCUAGGAAACCUACCAAAGACCGAGGACAACUUGAAGAACAAGCCUGUGCCUUCUCGCUUGUCCCGGUGUCGCACGGUGGCAUUUUUCCUUUCCCUGUUCAUCUGUCUCUUUGUGGUGUUUGUCCUCUCUUUCAUCAUCCCAUGCCCAGACCGACCGUCCUCUGAGGACAAGUGGAGGCUGGACUACGACUAUGCAGUCACGUACGACUUUCUGGCUCUGGGAGACGUAGACAGGGACGAGGUUCAGGACGUUCUCUUUCUUUAUAAAAACACCAACAGCAGUAACAAUUCCACCAGGUCCUGUGCUGACGAAGGCUUUUCCACUCCCUGCACCUUUAUGGCUGCUGUGUCAGGGACCAACGGUACCGUGCUCUGGGAGCGGCCUUUGGCCCAAGAUGUUGCCCAUGUAAAGUGUGCCGUGCCACAGACACGGGACAGCAAGGUGUCUUCUGCCUGUGUCCUGGUGGGAAGACUUGGUUCUUUCAUGGCAGUCAACUUCUUCACAGGAGAAACGCUGUGGAGCCAUCCCAGAAGCUUUAGUGGGAAUGCGUCCAUCUUGAGUCCUCUGCUCCAGGUGCCUGACAUCGACGGUGACGGUGCUCCAGACCUGCUGAUGCUCUCCCGGGAGGGACAGGAGGUCAGUGGCGCUCUCUAUUCAGGUAGCACUGGGUACCAGAUUGGCCACAGAGGCAGCCUUGGUGUGGAUGGAGAUGGUGUCGCCCUCCUUCACGUGACCAGAACGGGUGCUCAGUAUAUUCUCCUGCCCUGUGCAAGUGCCCUCUGUGGCGUCUCUGUGAAGGGUCUCUAUAAGAGAAUUACUGGGAGAGAUGACCAUUUUAAGGAAGACCCCUCCUGGGAGAACAUGCUCAAUCGCUCUGCUCACAGGAGGCUUUUGCACAGCUCUGGAGCAGUUCGAUACCUGAUGAAUGUCCCAGGGAAAACUGGCCAGGACUUGCUUCUUGUGAGCUCUGAGGACUGUAAGCUGCUGGAUGGACAAGAUCUGGUGCCCAGGUGGACUCUUGGUGCAACUCAGGUUCUGAGAAAACCUAUCCUUGGCCACUACAAACCAGACACCUUGGCUGUGGUAAUUGAAAAUGGAACCAGCCUUGAUAGACAGAUCCUCCUUCUGGACCUCAGCACUGGGUCUAUGCUGUGGAGCCAGCCCCUCCCAAGCCUUCCUGGGGCCCCACCAUCCACAAGCCUGAUGACUGCAGACCACCGCUCAGCCUUCUUCUUCUGGGGCCUCCAUGACCCUGUGAGCGCUAAUGAGAUGGAUCCCCAGGACACGCAGCACAGCCUGUAUAUGUUCCACCCGACCCUGCCCGGCAUCCUGCUGGAGCUAGCCAACGUGUCCGCCAACAUCGUGGCCUUUGAUGCGGUCCUGUUUGAGCCAAGCCGCCACGCUGCCUAUGUGCUCCUGACGGGCCCAGCAAGUUCAGAUGUGCCUGGCCUGGUCUCUCUGACCAAACACAGAGUGCGAGACCUUGUCCCAGGCAGUCGAGUGAUCCACUUGAGCGAAGGCAGCUCCGACAGUGACCAGGCUAUCCGGGACCGGUUCUCCCGACUACGGUACCGGAGUGAGGUGUAGGUGGUGUCAGCUGGAGCACAUGGAGAGACUCCAACUGUGAAAACGAAGCCUCUUGGAAAGUUGGCCUGCCUCAGCCUUCAUGCUGGCCUCACUGCUUGCCCUGGUGAUUCUGGCCCUCUGGGAGCUGUGGCCUUACCAGUUCUACCUAAGGAUAGUUCUACACCUCCAGCCUCCUGCCUAUACCAUGUCCUCCCUCAAAGGUCUCACUGUGUGGCCCAUCUGAUCUGGUCAAGUAGGACUCCCUGGGCCAGCUCGGGUGGGCACGUCAGCCCUGCAGGAGGCUCACUUGUCACUGACUGCCUCUGCACCCUCCCACAGGGAAAGCCACCUCUGGUGAGCUUCUCCCUGGGCCCUCAGUCCAGCCUGGCUUUCCUGUGUCUGCACUGUCUCUCAGGAGUCACGAAGCUCAGGGCCGUAACUGGAACCUGAGGCUCUGAAGUUGCUUCUCCAAAGCAGAAGGGAGCAUGUCUCCUGGGAAGUGAGCAACCGAGUCUGACUGGGCAGGAAGGACCCUGUCCUGGGCCUCCGGAUGCACUUGAGGGAUUUAGACUGCGCUAAGUCAGUCCCUCCCCUCAGUACACUGGACCUGCUGUCUGCACAAGUCCCUGCACCCUGGCACAGCAGGCACAUCCCCUCCCUACUCUCUGGUGCUUACCUGAUGAAGGUCUCACCUUGUGCCUUGUUGCUCCUGAAGCCCAAGGGCUGCAGAGCAGCUUUGCCCAGACCAGAUCUCUAGCUCUGUAGCCAAAGCCGUCCCAUGACCCCAGCCACCAUGGAAACCAACACAAUAAACGAUUUGCACUGAUGGGGAAAGUCCCAGUA
Messenger RNA from Rattus norvegicus (Norway rat), 3661 nucleotides. It is a transcript of the gene Fam234a, whose product is annotated as family with sequence similarity 234, member A. The record is from RefSeq and is a predicted model, not a curated record. Gene Ontology annotation, cellular component: cell surface; membrane. Lineage: Eukaryota; Metazoa; Chordata; Mammalia; Rodentia; Muridae.